This is a messenger RNA of Telopea speciosissima, 7670 nucleotides long. RefSeq names its product CCR4-NOT transcription complex subunit 1-like. Gene Ontology annotation, molecular function: molecular adaptor activity. The transcript has 51 exons. The coding region runs from base 163 to 7539 and encodes 2458 amino acids. Gene Ontology annotation, cellular component: P-body; CCR4-NOT core complex. Gene Ontology annotation, biological process: nuclear-transcribed mRNA catabolic process, deadenylation-dependent decay. The record is from RefSeq and is a predicted model, not a curated record. NCBI's taxonomy places the organism in Eukaryota, Viridiplantae, Streptophyta, Magnoliopsida, Proteales, Proteaceae.
UCUUAAUAUAAACGAUUCUCAGUCUACCCAGUUUAUGAUGAUCUUCGAUAACCUACUAAAAACCCCUUAAAAAUUUCUCUACUCCUGAAGAAACUUGCAAAUCCAGUAUUUCGCUCUUCAUUAAUCGCCAGAAACCCUAGCGAUCAAUUAUUCUCUUCCGUCAUGCUUCCUUUCUCUUCGACGGUUUCGAACCAGAUUCGGUUCUUGCUUCAGAGCUUGAACGACUCAAACUCCGAUUCGGUCGUUCGCGAGCUAUGGCAGUUCACUGAGUAUGGAAGUGAGGGAAGCAUAUUGCUGCUUCAAACCUGCUUGGAUCACAUAAAUUUUCAUGGCGGGAACAUGCAGAACAUGCCUACGAAACCAGAUUUUCUUGCUGCAGUAUUUAGAUAUUUAUUGGAUAAACCAAAUUUCAGCACAGUGUUUUGUGAAGCAUUAAGAAAUACAUCCAUCAAUGAAGCUUUUCUUGGAGAUUUCUGUAAUGCAUUACACUUGUCGGUAUCUGAGAAAAUUGGCCUUGGCCUUGCUUUAUGUGAUUCUGAAAAUCCUGAUAUCAGAACAUGCGGUCAAAAUUUCUGCAUGUCCCAGAUUGAGGAAUUGUGUACCAAUCCCACAUCUUUUGAUUCUCAUGGGCAAAUUCAGAAUAUUGUCAUGUUCCUGCGUCGAUCAGAGAGCCUUGCCAAGCACAUGGAUUCCUUUAUGCAAAUGCUAUCCUUAUUGCAAUUAAAAGACAUUACUACUUUUAUAUCAGAUCCAUUUCUUUCAGAUGAUUUACGGGGUGCUGAUUCUUUGCGGCAUUUGGAUCUAUUCUAUGAGUCCAAUCAAAAUGAUUUUGAUGCAGUUCUAGCAGAGAUUGAGAAGGAAAUUAGCAUGGCAGAUGUUAUGAAGGAACUUGGCUAUGGUUGCACUAUUAAUGCGUCACAUUGCAAAGAUGUUUUAUCCCUUUUUCUACCACUGACUGAGGGGACCCUCUCCCGGGUACUUAGCACAAUGGCACAGACUCAUUAUGGUCUUGAGGACUGCCAAAACGCAUAUUCAAUAUUUUGCUCUGCACUUAGUGGCAACUCAGUACCAGAGUCACCAUGUUUGAACUCCUGGAAUGUCGAUAUCCUUGUAGAUUCAAUUAAACAACUUGCUCCAGGAACUAAUUGGGUCAGUGUGAUGGAAAACCUGGACCAUGAGGGGUUCUAUUUCCCCAAUGAGGAGGCGUUUUCCUUUUUUAUGUCUGUUUAUGCAAAUGCAUGCCAGGAUCCGUUCCCACUCCAUGCCAUAUGUGGGUCCGUCUGGAAGAAUGCUGAAGGUCAGCUAUCUUUCCUAAGAUAUGCAGUUUCUGCACCACCAGAAAUAUUCACCUUUGCUCAUUCUGCAAGGCAACUGGCAUAUGUUGAUGCAGUACAUGGUCAUAAGCUUCCACAGGGAAAUGCAAGUCAGGCGUGGUUGUGUCUUGACCUUUUGGAGGUGCUAUGUCACCUAGCUGAGAGAGGUCAUGCUGGCUCUGUGCGAACAAUUCUUGAGUAUCCUCUUAAAAACUGCCCUGAGGUCUUGCUUCUUGGGAUGGCUCAUAUUAAUACUGCAUUUAACCUUCUCCAAUAUGAAGUAUCCUCAACUGUACUUCCCAAGAUAAUUGGCAAUGCAAUAAAAAAUGGAGUGUUUCUUCAUCUGUGGCAUGUUAAUCCAAAUCUGUUGGUCCGUGGCUUUACAGAUGUUCAUUUUGGUGAUCAAGAAAGUAUGACCAGAAUUCUGGGCAGUUGCCUAGAGCUGAAGAUUGUAUCAGCGGUAUUGGACAUAACACCUUUCUCAUUCAGUAUUAAACUGGCUGCCCUUGCUUCUCGGAAAGAGCAAAUAAAUUUGGAGAAGUGGUUGAAUGAUAAUCUGAGCACACAUAAGGAUGUCUUUUUUGAGGAAUGCCUUAAGUUCUUGAGGGAGAUACCCUUGGAUGCAACACAUGAUCCUGCUAAUCCAUUCCAGCAAUCUGUUGGUGUGUUGAAUGCCUAUUCAGAGACGAGCUCAACAUUUUUCAAGGUCCUUCAAGCUCAUGCUGCACAGAUUGCUUCUGACCAGCUUGCUGAAGAAUUGAAGAAGUUGCAUUUAGCAUCCAUGCAUGCCACUCCGAGACUGCAGAAUGGUGGAGCCGUGGAGUCGACAUCUGAUGGUUAUGCUGAUGAUAUUGAGGCAGAGGCCAACUCUUAUUUCCAUCAAAUGUUCUCUGGUCAGCUGAGCAUUGAUGCGAUGGUUCAAAUGCUUGCUCGCUUCAAGGAAUCUCCUGAUAAAAGGGAGCAAUCAAUUUUUGAGUGCAUGAUUGCAAAUUUAUUUGAGGAGUACAAAUUCUUCCCGAAGUAUCCAGAAAGACAACUUAAGAUUGCUGCAGUUCUCUUUGGUUCCCUAAUAAAGCAUCAGCUGGUUACCCAUCUUACACUUGGUAUUGCCCUUCGUGGAGUCUUGGAUGCACUGCGUAAAUCUGCUGAUUCCAAAAUGUUCAUAUUUGGGGCCAAAGCUUUGGAGCAGUUUGUGGACCGUUUAGUGGAAUGGCCGCAGUAUUGUAAUCAUAUCUUGCAAAUAUCUCAUCUGCGUGGCACCCAUUCGGAGCUUGUUGCAUUCAUUGAACGUGCUCUUGCUAGGAUCUCAUCAGGCCACACAGAAUCAAAUGAGGUGAACAGUACAUCUAAUGAUCAGCCGCAAGGUUCUGCCCAGGCUACUUCGGAAACUUUGGAGGCAUCUGACUCUUCCUGGCAGUUAAUGGGAUCUAAUUUUACACAACCUGGGCAACAAGUCUCCUCCCCGCUUCAGCUGCAACAAAGACAUCAAGGUUUUCUUGAUGACAGGCAUAAAGCCUCCGUAACUUCAGUUAGUUAUAUGAAGCCCCUUCCUUCCCCUGCUGGGCAGCCUUCACUUGUUUCCACACACGAUGCCGUGGGAAAUCAGAAGUCAAUACUCUCUCAGCCCUUGCAGACGGUGCCUUCACAGAAUGUGGGAAGUGGUCCAGCAGCUGUGUCAUCUUCACCUGGUUUUCUGCGCUCUUCCCGAGGGAUUACAUCGACUAGUAUGCUUAGACAACAUUCAUAUAAUACAGGGUUUGGUUCUGCUUUGAACAUUGAGACACUUGUUCAAGCUGCUGAGAGAAGGGACACUCCUAUAGAGGCACCUGCAUCAGAGAUUCAAGACAAGAUACUGUUUAUUGUUAAUAAUAUUUCAACUGCAAAUCUUGAAGCUAAAGCAAAAGAAUUUACUGAGAUUCUGAAGGAGCAGUACUAUCCAUGGUUUGCACAGUAUAUGGUGAUGAAAAGAGCGAGCAUCGAACCAAAUUUCCAUGAUCUCUACCUGAAGUUCUUAGAGAAAGUUAAUUCAAAAGAUUUAAAUAAGGAGAUCGUGAAAGCUACUUACGAGAACUGCAAGGUUCUUUUAAGAUCAGAGCUUAUAAAAUCCAGUUCAGAAGAGCGUUCCUUGCUAAAAAAUCUUGGUAGCUGGCUUGGGAAGUUCACAAUUGGAAGAAAUCAAGCAUUAAGGGCUCGGGAAAUAGAUCCCAAAGCCUUGAUAAUAGAGGCAUAUGAGAAGGGAUUGAUGAUUGCAGUGAUCCCCUUUACCUCAAAGAUUUUGGAACCAUGCCAGUACAGUCUAGCAUAUCAACCUCCCAAUCCUUGGACAAUGGGAAUCCUUAGUUUGCUUACUGAGAUCUAUGCUUUGCCAAAUUUAAAAAUGAACCUCAAGUUUGAUAUAGAGGUAUUGUUUAAGAAUCUUGGUGUGGAUAUGAAAGAUGUUAAACCAACUUCUCUUCUUAAAGAUCGGGUUAGGGAAGUUGAAGGAAAUCCUGAUUUUUCGACAAAAGAUAUUGGAGCAUCCCAGCCCCAAAUGGUUGCCGAAGUUAACUCUGGAAUGAUAGCUGCAUUAAAUCAAGUUGAUCUUCAGCCUGAGGUGUCCCCUCCAUCUCACCCUGGUGGUCAUUCAAAUGUUUUAUCGCAGUAUACUGCUCCUCUUCAUCUUGCUUCGGGUUCACUGGUGGAGGAUGAGAAGAUGGCGACCUUAAGCUUAUCUGAUCGACUUUCUACGGGUCAAGGACUUUCACAAGUCAGUCCGUCCCAGUCACAAUUUUCUGUUAGUCAGCUUUCUGCUUCAAUUGCUAAUAUUGGAGCUCAUGUUGUUAUCAACCCUAAGCUUAGUGCCUUGGGCCUCCAGUUGCAUUUUCAAAGAAUUGUUCCAAUGGCAAUGGAUAGGGCUAUCAAAGAGAUAAUGUCCCCUAUUGUUCAACGCAGUGUUACUAUAGCAAUGCAGACAACGAAGGAACUGGUUCUGAAGGACUAUGCCAUGGAGUCAGAGGAGAACCGAAUAUAUCAUGCUGCACACUUGAUGGUAGCAAGCCUCGCAGGAAGUUUAGCACAUGUUACAUGCAAGGAACCUCUUCGUGGUUCCAUUUCCAGUCACUUGAGGAAUUUGCUUCAGGCCUUAAAUAUUGCCGGUGAAAUUCUUGAACAAGCUGUGGUACUUGUUACAAAUGAUAACCUUGAUCUGGGUUGUGCUGUGAUUGAGCAACAUGCAACGGAAAAGGCUCUGGGUGCCAUUGAUGGGGAAAUAUCUCAACUACUUUCUAUGAGGAGGAAGCAUAGAGAAGGUGUUGGUCCAACAUAUUUUGAUGCAAGUACUUACACACAAGGUCCUAUGGGUGUAGUACCAGAGGCCUUGCGACCGAAACCUGGCCGCUUGUCCCAUUCCCAACAGAGAGUUUACGAGGAUUUUGUAAGGUAUGCGUGGCAAAAUCAAUCAAACCAGAGCUCAAAUGCUGUGCCUGCUUCUCCACCUGCUUCAUCUGGUGUCUCUAUUAGUUCAGGGAUGUCUCGUGCUUAUGGUUCCACUAUAGGCCAGCUCAACCAAGGUGUCUACUCAUCUGGGCAAGGGGCACAAGGAUUUGGUGCUGUUGCACAGCCUAUGGACCUAAUGUCCGAAGAGAUAGACCCUGGUUCACAACCAUUUAUAAGUGCUUCCUCAACUCAUAUUGGAGUGCCUGACGGUGUUAUUCAGCAUGGUUCUGAGAUCAACUCUGCCGUUGCUUCAUUAACUUCUACUGUUGCAGCCUCAGAAUUGCAUUCAGUGGAAUCCUCUACUGCUGUAAAGGAAUUGGGAGCUAAUGUACAACCAUCACCUUCACCAUCUGCGACGGAGCGCUUGGGAAGUGGUUCAUCGGAGCCUUUUUUCACGACAGGAGAUGCAUUGGAGAAGUACCAGUUUGUGGCCCAAAAGCUGGAAACUUUGGUCACUAAAGAUGCCAAAGAAGCAGAAAUUCAGGGUGUUAUUGCUGAGGUUCCUGAAAUUAUACUCAGAUGUAUAAGUCGAGAUGAGGCUGCAUUGGCUGUGGCUCAAAAGGUUUUUAAGAGUUUAUAUGAGAAUGCAUCAAAUAAUGUACAUGUUGGUGCACAUCUUGCAAUUCUGGUGGCUAUUCGAGAUGUUUGCAAGCUUGUUGUCAAGGAGCUCACAAGUUGGGUGAUUUACUCGGAUGAGGAGCGCAAGUUCAACAAGGAUAUAGCUGUUGGUCUCAUUCGCAGUGAAUUACUAAACCUUGCAGAGUACAAUGUACACAUGGCAAAGCUUAUUGAUGCAGGAAGGAACAAAACUGCUACAGAGUUUGCCAUUUCUCUUCUCCAAGCGCUGGUGGUUCAGGAACCUGGUGUUAGUGUGUCAGAACUCCACAAUCUUGUUGAUGCCUUGGCAAAGCUUGCAAUGAGGCCUGGAUCCCCUGAAACUUUACAGCAAUUGGUUGACAUUGCCAGGAAUCCUGCUGCUAAUUCAGCUGCAUUGUCUAGUUUAACCACUGGCAAGGAGGAUAAGACUAGACAGGCCCGGGAGAAAAAGCAGUCUCCUGGUCGCUCCAUGGCAAUCAGGGAAGACUAUACCAAUGCUGAAUCUAUGGCAGCAGAUCCUGCUGGUUUCCGUGAACAGGUUACAGUCCUGUUUGGUGAAUGGUGUCGAAUUUGUGAACUUCCUGGUGCAAAUGAUGCAGCUUAUACACAUUACAUUUCCCAAUUACAACAAAGUGGGUUGCUUAUAGGGGAUGAUAUAUCAGAUCGCUUUUUCCGUAUCCUAACGGAACUUUCAGUAGCACACUGCCUAUCUACUGAGGUAACAACUCCUGCCUCAUUAUCGCUACAGCCUCAUCAUUCCCAGCAUAUGUCAUUUUUUGCUAUUGAUAUGUGUGCGAAGCUCAUCUUUCUAAUUCUCAAGUACUGUACGGUGGACCAAGGGUCAAAUAGACUGUUUCUUUUGCCCAAGAUCCUAUCAGUAACUGUGAGGGUCAUCCAGAAAGAUGCAGAGGAAAAGAAGACAUCCUUCAAUCCAAGACCAUAUUUCAGAUUGUUUAUCAACUGGCUUUAUGACCUUGGUUCUCUAGAUCCGGUCCUUGAUGGUGCCAACUUUCAGGUGUUGACAGCAUUUGCUAAUGCUUUUCAUGCUUUGCAACCCCUCAAAGUUCCUGGUUUCAGCUUUGCUUGGCUUGAGCUGGUGAGUCACAGGAGUUACAUGCCUAAAUUGCUCACACUUAACCCUCAGAAGGGUUGGCCUCUUGUUCAACGGCUGCUGGUGGACUUGUUUAAGUUUUUGGAGCCAUAUUUAAGGAAUGCUGAAAUGGGUGAACCGGUUCACUUUCUGUACAAAGGAACUUUGAGAGUGCUGCUCGUGCUGCUUCAUGAUUUCCCUGAGUUCCUCUGUGAUUAUCAUUUCAGCUUCUGUGAUGUAAUACCUCCCAGCUGCAUCCAGAUGCGGAAUGUUAUCCUCAGUGCAUUCCCCCGCAAUAUGAGGCUGCCUGAUCCGUCCACGCCCAACUUGAAGAUUGAUCUACUAGCAGAGAUCAGCCAAUCACCGCGCAUUUUGUCUGAAGUUGAUACUGCUCUGAAGGCAAAGCAAAUGAAGAAUGACAUUGAUGAGUAUCUCAAGACAAGGCAACAAGGGUCUUCCUUCUUGGCAGAACUGAAGCAGAGAUUGUUGCUUCCUCCAAGUGAGGCAGCCCAGGCUGGAACCCGAUACAAUGUGCCCUUGAUCAACUCCCUCGUGCUUUAUGUGGGAAUGCAGGCUAUUCAGCAACUACAGACAAGGACUGCACCGCAUGCACAACCAAUGGCACAGGGUGCCUCCAUGGAUAUUUUCUUGGUGGGUGCUGCCAUGGAUAUCUUCCAGACUUUGAUUGGGGAACUCGAUACGGAAGGUCGCUACCUCUUCUUGAAUGCAGUUGCUAACCAGCUACGAUAUCCAAAUAACAAUACACAUUACUUCUCUUUUGUCCUCCUCUACUUGUUUGCCGAAGCAAACCAGGAAAUUAUACAGGAGCAAAUAACUAGGGUAUUGUUGGAACGCUUGAUUGUCAACAGACCUCAUCCUUGGGGCCUGUUGAUCACUUUUAUUGAGCUCAUCAAGAAUCCUAGGUAUAAUUUUUGGAAUCGAUCAUUCACUAGGUGUGCACCGGAGAUAGAGAAAUUGUUUGAGUCAGUCUCAAGAUCUUGUGGAGGACCUAAACCUAUGGAUGAGAGUAUGGUUUCCGGUGGUAUCUCUGACAGCACACACUGAGACUUCACCUGGGAUGUUACGUUUUAGAAUAUGGGGUUUUGAUGUCUAAUUUGCAAUUUGUAAAAGGUAAUGGCCCUGGUGGUCGUAUAAUCUGUUGACUGAAUCAGACAACUGUUGUGGAUAAUUUUCAA